This is a messenger RNA of Talaromyces proteolyticus, 2380 nucleotides long. RefSeq lists its product as uncharacterized. NCBI's taxonomy places the organism in Eukaryota, Fungi, Ascomycota, Eurotiomycetes, Eurotiales, Trichocomaceae. The record is from RefSeq and is a predicted model, not a curated record. The coding region runs from base 387 to 2087 and encodes 566 amino acids. The transcript is spliced from 4 exons.
UAUUUCUGUAUAAUUUUUUAAUUUGUGUCAGAAACCUACACAAAAUCAAAGAUUGCAUUGGACUGGUUCGUCCCAAGAGGCGGGAGCGGUUGGUGCUGUGCGACCACCAAAUACACAUCUAAUACUGGGUGUGGCGGUAUGUAUGGCAACACUAUUUCGUUUAUGGAAAAAUAGUUGAACUCGGCCAUUUUCUUUUUUUGAAGGUGGGGUGCAUAUAUGCAUUUGAAAAUUUCCCUCGAUUCGGUGCUUCAACGAGUCUUUCAUUAUUGGACUUGCUCGGUCCUGUGCAUCAACACACAAUUACUGAGACUAAGUCCUCGUAUUAAUAAUAUUAUUUUCACCAACGUGGCACCUAGGUCCCUGAAUGCGGGGGGGUCAAGGGCAAGAUGUCGCAGACACCAGAAUUUAACACUUCCAAGCAAACUAGCGAGAGCGUCUCCUCAAGCUCGUCUUUAGUCAACGAUACUGGUCAUCCUCGCUUCGCCUUCGUCCAUGAAAAGAAUCAGCCAGGAGCACGUACUCAUGCUAUGCGAUCACACUGGCAGGAUCGACGUCGACGAAAACAGGAGGAGAAAGCGCAUGAUCGAGCAAGAAGACCGUUGCGUUCCAAAUCCGACUCUUCAGCUGACUUAUUGGCGUCUGCGAGUACUGGUAAAGAUUCCGACGUGAAAUACACCAUCGGAAACGCCCCGACGCUGGGAAAUAUCCAAGAUUUGGAACUCUACCGCUUCUCCACUAACCCAUUCAGUGUCACUGAACAGCAGCAACGGCAAUAUACCUCAGAAGAAAGGGAUCAGAUGACAUUAAUUCAAUCCGGUUUGUUACAAGGCAUCCCAACUCAGUUCCUGACUGGAGCGAACCAUGCCUUGAGCUCGUCGAGAUUGGACCCUUUUGAUGUUUUCCCGGUGGCUCUUACUACCCAACACCAUAAACUAAUUCAUCACUGGCUGUCCACGCAUGCAACAAUGAUGUUCGAGGAGAUGCCUGCCUCGGAUUUCAACCCCAUGAAAGACGUCUGGUUUCCUCUUGACCUUUCUAAUGCCGCUUCGUUCAAUGUUAUAAUGGCUCAUUCCGCAGCGCAUCUAGCCUACUACUAUGGCGGAAUGACCCCUACUCGUGGAACUAAUUCCUCGGAAGCUUUGAAAUAUAAAACGAAAGCUGUUGAAAUACUCAGUCAAUGGCUAAAUGAUCCGAAGCUGGCGUUGGGUAACGAUGCAUUCGCGGCUGUUGUGCGGCUUCUCACAUUCGAGAGAUAUUGGGGCACCGAAGCAGAGUGGCAGGUCCACCGGGACGGACUACAGCGUAUGAUCGAAGCGAGAGGAGGCCUCCAAGAACUCCACGAUGACUGGAGACUGGAAUUGGUGGUGGGACUGGUCUCACUUAUGUCCCAACCGACCUGGUUUUCCCCCACGAACGAUAUUUCCGGCAUCUCGUCCCCGAACCUCCAGCAAAUGACAAUGAUCAGUGAUAUCAAACGCCUGCGCUCUUUGUGGCUCAUAUCUUUCAUUCAAGAUAUGCGCAAUCUCAUGAGCAUGUCAUUGCAACUAUACCGAGAUGGACUUUCGACCUUCCCUGCUUUGUAUAAUGCAGUCUUAUUCAUUCAGUCAAACUUUGACAUGGAUUUCACCUUUUCCUCAUCGUCCUCUUCUACCUCGAAGACAGAGUACUCUGUCUUAGACUACGACAGACUUGUGUCGUUAUUUUCCAUCUGUAUUAUAGUGCAGGAAUCAGUGUCUUCAACUUUUGUCGUGCCAACCCUUACAACCAGCGCCAGCAACAACAAAAAUGCGCUAGCAUUGCUCGACAUGUCGCUCUUUGCAGCCCCAAAUGCAUGGCAAACCUCUGUCCACGCCUUACGAUCUUUUCUUCACACACAUUUCCUCCAAUUCUAUGUUGCCGGCGCGCAGAAAAUUAACUAUGUCAUGCAAAUGACAGAUAUCAUCAGCCAUUUGAGCCUCGAGGCACAUCGAGGUAUUGAGAAAUGUCUGAUUAAUAUAUUAUGUCGGACGAGAGAAGGAGGGAUGGUUUACCGUGCGGAUGACGGUGCGACGCCGGAUUCGUUGUUGUCUUCUCUGCAUGGGCAGUAAUUUUCUUUACUUUGUUCUGAUUAUUAAACAGAAAUCUAUAUCACUUCGGUCUUUGUCUUUGUCUUGGGGUCUGCGGAAUGUAGCUAAACUAACAUUUUCGGCAGAGUCUCAGAUUGUAUGCAAUAGCACAUUCCGACCAUUAUUGUGUCCAUUUGUGGUGAUUAUCCUCUCUCUAAAAUGGGCAGUUUGGUGAACACGUGAUACCAGAGCCUCAAGAUGCCUCGGGAACUGCUCGGCAAAGAUCGGGAAGCAUUUUGUUAUAGCACCUAGAGUCACAUCUGGGAAAAAAUGCA